UCUCCUCGCUCAUUCGUAGAUAAUAUGAUUUACCAAAUCACAACUCUUCUUGUAGUGUUGGCUGUUACAUUUGCCAAUCCUUCAAAUUACGGACCAGCCUAUGCUGCUGUCCCUCUACCAUAUGGCUUCAACUACGCAGUGAACGACGCUUACAAAGGAACCAACUUCGGCCAGACUGAGAAGUCCGACGGGAACAGCGUGUGGGGAUCCUACACCGUCGCCCUCCCCGACGGUCGUAAGCAAACUGUCGACUACACAGCUGACCACGGCAGGGGAUUCGUGGCCAAGGUCAGCUAUUCCGGCAAGGCUCAGCACCCCAAAGUUUCCGGUCCUGCCGUCGUAUUCCCUCAAAAUGGAGGCGGAUACCAUUAAUAUGAACUUGGCUUUCUGCUACCUUUGUCCAUGACGUAUGAAUAAGUAAAAUGUAAAUAUCCAACCACAUGCAUUUCCUUUCUUGCUUCCGACUUAAAUACUUACAUGUAGAAAAUCAUACGGUAGGAAUCGUUACAACAUAAAUCAGACCUCAGAUUUGAAUUGUCCAAGGUUACACAAACAUCACUGAAACCUUAAGCAAACGUAAUAAGAAAACAGAUUUCAAAAAUACAUGACUUACCUCCCUCCAUCAAUUUCAU
Molecule: messenger RNA, 632 nt
Organism: Penaeus chinensis
Lineage: Eukaryota; Metazoa; Arthropoda; Malacostraca; Decapoda; Penaeidae
Product: cuticle protein 18.6-like
Exons: 4
Coding region: 25-372 (115 amino acids)
Cellular component (GO): extracellular matrix
Source: RefSeq, a predicted model, not a curated record